UGACGGAUUAUAGCUUUGCAAAUAAAUACAACUCAUCAGCAGGAAGGCAACAAAAGAUCUGUGUGACUCCAAACAGAAGAAAAGAACACUGCAUUUUGCUGUAUUCCUUGGAAAGAUGAACUGCCUGAUAUUGAUGUCAGCUAUCCUGGUCACCUUUUUUCCAAAGGGUGACACACAAGUCUUCAACCAUUGCAUCUGUGUUCGGGGGCUCUGCCCUUCUGGAUGGUAUCAGUACAAGGAUAGCUGCUACAGAGUUAUAACAACUCCAACAAGCUGGGUGAAUGCAGAGGCCUCCUGCCAGAAAAGCUACAGUGGGGCUCAUUUGGCAUCCAUCCACAGUGAUGAAGAAAAUAAUUAUAUUUUCAGUCUGACUGGAAACCUAUCUGAUUAUACAAAAGGAAAUGCAUACUGGAUUGGAGCCCAUGACACCCUUGUAGAAGGUAGCUAUAUGUGGACAGAUGGAACCGUGACAGAUUACCUGCAUUUUGGAACUGGUCAGCCUGAUAACCUUGGGAAUGAAGAUUUUAUUGGAUCAUGGUUUGUUCAAAAUGGUGCUGUUACUUGGAAUGACUACCCAGCAUCUUGGUCCUUCCCUUAUGUCUGCAAGUUCAGUCUAAAUAGAUGUUGCCUUAAGUAAACAAAGAAGCCCGACUGAUGGCCAUGUUUGACAAGUCUCCUAGGAAUAUCACACAUGAUAUAUUAGUCUUCUGUCCAAGGAAUUAUAUAAUUUCUUUUUAUAUUAUGUAUACCUUUUAGUUGUAAUCUUGUUACAUUUUGCUAUUAAAAGUGUUUAUUGAGUGUCAUUCAUAUUCCUGACAAUGGCCUACUGAAAUAACAUCUAGUGGCACUGUCAUUUCAACAGACUUUUUUAAUCAGAUACGUGGAGCAAAAGGUCUAUAUUAUAUGAACAAAAGUUCAUAUAAUCGAUUGCUCUAAUGAGC
This is a messenger RNA of Protopterus annectens (West African lungfish), 941 nucleotides long. Its product is annotated as C-type lectin BfL-2-like. The record is from RefSeq and is a predicted model, not a curated record. Bases 116 to 637 code for a protein of 173 amino acids. NCBI's taxonomy places the organism in Eukaryota, Metazoa, Chordata, Ceratodontiformes, Protopteridae. Gene Ontology annotation, molecular function: signaling receptor activity. The transcript has 7 exons.